AAAACGAAGAAAAUCAGAGGGAGUUGCCCCGCGCCUUUUUCUGAUCUCGCCGGCUCUCUUUUCGCCGUCUCGUCUCGCCGCCGGAUAUCGUACCGUAGUCAUCUCUGUGUUUUGUGAUUCUUUAGAUUGACGCGAAAUCCAAAUUUCAAGUAUGUCUGGAGAGGAGGAAGAAAAUGCGGCGGAGCUUAAAAUUGGGGAUGAGUUCUUGAAAGCCAAGUGUUUAAUGAAUUGUGAAGUUUCUUUGAUCCUUGAGCACAAAUAUGAGCAGCUUCAGCAGAUGUCUGAGGAUCCAAUGAAUCAAGUUUCUCAAGUGUUUGAAAAGUCAUUGCAGUAUGUGAAACGCUUCAGCCGCUAUAAAAAUCCUGAUGCUGUUAGACAAGUACGAGAAAUUCUGAGCAGGUAUCAGUUGGCUGAGUUUGAGCUCUGUGUUCUUGGCAAUCUUUGCCCUGAAACUGUGGAGGAAGCUAUUGCCAUGGUACCAUCCUUGAAGACUAAAGGAAGGGCACAUGAUGAUGAAGCGAUCGAGAAGAUGUUGAACGAUCUUUCGUUGAUCAAAAAGUUUGAGUAGUUAUUUUCUAAGGCGAGGCCAAAUAUGUUUAAAAUCCCUGCUCUUUUUCCUUUUUCCGCUUAAAACAGUGGAGAAUUGUACCUUUCUUCUAUGAUUCUAUCAUUGAUAUUAUGAUUUUAUGGGUAGGUUUGUACUUGUGAUCAAAUCUCCAAUUCGAAUUGCUCUAUAUAUUAAUCCUUUUCAACGUUA
Momordica charantia (bitter melon) is the source of this 757-nucleotide messenger RNA. RefSeq names its product RNA polymerase II, Rpb4, core protein (gene NRPB4). The record is from RefSeq and is a predicted model, not a curated record. Gene Ontology annotation, molecular function: nucleotide binding. Gene Ontology annotation, biological process: DNA-templated transcription initiation. Lineage: Eukaryota; Viridiplantae; Streptophyta; Magnoliopsida; Cucurbitales; Cucurbitaceae. Gene Ontology annotation, cellular component: RNA polymerase complex.